Molecule: messenger RNA, 4400 nt
Organism: Seriola aureovittata
Lineage: Eukaryota; Metazoa; Chordata; Actinopteri; Carangiformes; Carangidae
Gene: dusp4
Product: dual specificity phosphatase 4
Exons: 4
Coding region: 392-1498 (368 amino acids)
Biological process (GO): negative regulation of MAPK cascade; endoderm formation; protein dephosphorylation
Cellular component (GO): nucleus; cytoplasm
Molecular function (GO): protein tyrosine/threonine phosphatase activity; MAP kinase tyrosine/serine/threonine phosphatase activity
Source: RefSeq, a predicted model, not a curated record
AACGACAGAGGAGGAAAUGGGACGGGAAUCUGGACGCUUUGUGAUUGGCUACUAUCGGUUGACGUCACCUCCGCUGUGACGUGAUGCACCCAUUCAUAAAAAAAAAAAAGGAAAAAAGAGAAACAAUCCUGAAGAGAAACACUCAGAGAGAAAGAGAGUGAAAGAAAGAGGUGACCGGACUGUGCGUAAAGAGUAGUGCGGUUACAAUGCACGAGAUCAUGUGCGCAUAGAGGAGAGGCGCAAAGGGAAUCCACCGCAGGAUCCAAGCACCUUCUCCAGGUUUGGAGGGCGGUGGGGGGGACACAGAAAGAGAGACAGAGAGAGAGAGAGCGAGAGAGAGAGGAGAUCGGCGACAGUCAAUCUUAGACACAGCAGCCUGAAACGACUUGCGAUGGAGGAACUGUGCGAGAUGGACUGCACGGUGCUGAAGCGGCUCCUAAAGGACGACAGCGCCAAGUGCCUGCUGCUGGACUGCCGCUCCUUCCUCGCCUUCAGCGCGGGGCACAUCCGCGGCGCUGUCAACGCCCGCUGCAACACCAUCGUGCGCCGCAGAGCUAAGGGCUCCGUGCUGAGCCUGGACCAGGUACUGGCCGGGGACGAGGAGGUCCGGGGCCGCUUCCGCUCCGGGAUGUACUCCGCCGUGGUGCUGUAUGACGAGAGGACCCCGGACUCGGACACGGUGAAGGAGGACAGCACGGUAACCCUGGUGCUCAACGCGCUGACCAGGGACUCCUCCGGCACAAACAUAUACCUGCUGAAAGGUGGAUAUGACAGGUUUUUCUCAGAAUACCCAGAGUUUUGUUUAAAGACCAAAUCCUUACCAACCCUCACCAGCCAGUCCAGCAUCGACUCUGCCUGCUCGUCUUGUGGGACACCACACCACGAUCAGGGCGGUCCAGUCGAGAUCCUCCCGUUCCUCUACCUUGGCAGCGCCCUCCACGCCUCAAAGAAGGAGGUUUUGGACGGCAUAGGAAUCUCCGCCUUGCUGAACGUGUCGGCCGACUGUCCUAACCACUUCGAGGGGGCGUACCAGUACAAAUGUAUCCCUGUGGAGGACAACCAUAAAGAGGACAUCAGCUGCUGGUUCCUGGAGGCUAUUGAGUUCAUAGAUUCAGUACGGGACUCGAAUGGGCGAGUGCUGGUCCACUGUCAAGCAGGCAUCUCCCGCUCCGCCACCAUCUGCCUGGCCUACCUGAUGAAGAGAAAGCGUGUACGUCUGGAUGAAGCCUUUGAGUUUGUGCGCCGGCGCCGCAGCAUCAUCUCUCCCAACUUCAGCUUCAUGGGCCAGUUGCUGCAGUUCGAAUCACAGCUCCUCGCCACCUCUUGUGCCGCUGAGGCAGCUGCCACGGCAAGCCCGCUACUGGGACCCAAGUCUUCAGUAGCGACCGCCUCGACGACGGCCACACCCACCUCUCCGUUCAUUUUCAACUUCCCUGUCUCUGUGGUCAACUCCGCCUACCUGCACCACAGCCCAAUCACAACCUCACCCGGCUGCUGAUGGACAGCCAAUCACUCACAGCCUUCCCCUGACAAACUAUUUGAGCACAGACUGGGCUGGUAUUGGCUGGAAGAGCUGUCAGUCUUACUGACCGCCGCAGUAUGUAUAUGCUUCCAGGGUGGAGAGUUGAGAAGCGUCAUGGUGCCUGAUUAAAAACUCAAAGACUGAAAAAAGAAAAAACUUUUUAAAGUUCAGAAACCAGCCAACGCUCCAUCCAUUUUAACAUGAGAUUUAUUCAAACUGACCAAAAAUUAACUGGCUUUCAGAACUUGUUUCAGUAAACACGUUUGGAGGGAGUGUUGGACUGAUGUUUACUGAAGAUACACCCUCUUCCUUGACAAAAAAAAAAAAAAAAAAAAAAAAACACGCACAGAGGUACACUGACACACAAACACAGACACAGAGAGGCAUGAGCAGCAGCAAACACUCUUUUUCUCUUUCUCUCUGCCUCACACACACACACACACACACACACACACACACACACACACACACACACACACAUUCAUGACUACCAACUGAAUAAGCUCAGUAUGAAGACAGGGUUCGUUGCUAUGGAGACGACAGGUCUUUAGGAGAGGAGAUGGACACAGGAAGGAAGGAGGAAUUUUAAGCACUCGCUCUUUCCCCUUUGGGUGUCCCUCCUGUUGCCAGACAAAAGAGAUGGAUGGAAAAAAGAGGGGAGGAGACGGUGAUAGAAAGCAGGAGCCUCUUCAGUGACAGGUGCUCUGCCGGCAAUCCGACCGGAGCUUCCUGUCUUUCAUACGUCCUCUUCCUCUCUCUGCCCCCCCAACACCUUCCUCCCCUCUCAUCUCCUUUUCAUCCUUUUAUAUUCCUCCCUCCUUUCCUCCUCCUCCUCGUCUUCUCAUCUCUACCUCUCAUCUUCACCCUGUCCGCCCACUCUCCUCUGCUCCUCAUCUCUUCACUGAAGAGGCUAAAUAAAUAAAAUAAGAUGCCAAAUAAAGGCCAGGGCCCUUGUAAAUGGACUGGGAAACCCCACUGCAGCCCCCUGAUACACCCCUGAUAGGAAACUCCCUUUGCUACAUCACAAAAACGUUGUAUUGGAUGAAACAGCUGAAGGAAAAAGACAUAAAAAAAUGUGUUGUGUCUGGGACAUUUUCAUUGUCUUUUAGAUCAGAUGCAAACUUUAGAGCAUAUUGGCCCUGGAUGAGAGCUACUUAAAGGACCAUGCUGGAAGCUUUGUAUCUUUUAAGUCAUUAUAAGUCAUGUAUUCUUUACUGUUGACCAUCUUCCAAAACAUACGCAACUUUAAAGACACUGGUUUCAGUUCUUUUCAGCAAGUUUAUUUUCUUAGCGUGCUCAAAUGAACUGAAAAAACACUGGCUAUUGGAUGGGAUGCUUUGAAAAAUGGUAAAUUUUUUUAGGUAAUGGGCUAAAAUGUGCACCACCAGUGAAUGGUCCCUUAAGAUGUUUGUGCCUUGUACAUAAAGGUAUUCUGUGGAUUUAGGCAUCCUUGGAUUUGCCAGGGACAGCUUUUUUUUUUUUUAGCUGCUAGAAAGCAGGCUGCUGAAUGUUAGUCAAAGAAUCUCAGCAUUUCAGCAUAGCAGUACAGAAGUGCAGCUUCUCUCUUCAUGUUUACACAAACACACACACACACACACACACACACACACACAGUAUACACUGUACAUGUUAAAAUAAUGAGUGAAAUAAUGAGAAUUAGAUUUAAAAAAAUAGACAUUUGUGAAGAACUCAGGUUAUUUUAAACACAUUACAGAAAUAAUCCUACGACCAUUUCGGGUUCCUAAUCAUUUAAAAUGGAUAUCCUGACAUUUUUGAGCAAAUUGGAUUGCAAUACUUUCUCUCUUAGAUAUUAUAUCUUUUGAUGUUUUCACAGAUCCACCAUAGAUUUUUAAAGACCAUCCAUCAAGUUGUGGGUCUCUUCUUACCAAACAUUAGCGACCCUCAUUGUUCUUCCUCAUGACACCAGUUAGAGAAAGAUUUUAAGCUUUGACCUUUGAGGCUAUAAUCCAAUAACAAGAAGUUGUCCCAAACAUUUAUCUCAUUCAGUGUGUAUCUGUACAACACAACAACUGUAACAUUUCUCUGUUUUUGAAGAUUGUACACAGUUCUCUCUGUAGCACUUUGACGUCAUGCAAUACUCUACUUACAAUCCAUUCACAAAAAUCAAGAGUUGCAGUGACUUUUCAGGACGUCACAUUCUAACAUCACAUCAAGUCUCCAUAAUAUCACAAUUAAAGACAAUGAUUUUAUUGCUUCUGAUUUUGACCAGGCUAAGCUCUACACUCUGUGCUAGACAUCCAAAGGCACAAAGUCCCAUAGUUGCUUUUAUACCCAAGUCCUGAUGUACAUGCACAAAACACACAGCAGGCAAAUACACACACACACACACACACACACACACACACACACACACACACACACACACACACAUACAAACACACGGUUUCAAAGAAAACAAACCUUUUUCUGUUUUUGAAGAUUGUCGGCACCUAUCUCUGUAGCACUUUGAAGUGAUGCAAUACUGUAUUUAUAAUUUAUGAUUGAUUUGCACAUCAUGGUGAUGUUAGACUGAUUAGACUUUACAUAAAGACAUUUUGUCCAUGUAGAGAUAGAGAGAGAGAGAGAGAGAGAGAGAGAGAAGAGAGUGAAAAACGCAAUACUUUGUACACAUCUGUGUGGUCUGUACAUGUCUGUCUGUCAGUCAGCCCGUCUGCCUCUCUGUGUUAGUCCAUCUGUCUAGAUUGUCUCUCUGUCUGGUCAAUGCUGUUUACCCAUCAUGGCAAUAUCAAUCCUCCACUUGGACAUUUAUAUAUAUAAAAAAAAAACAACUUUCCCUCAAUUUUAUUGUGGAAUGAAUGAUCUGUGCAUUUAUUUAUUACUGAAGAUCCACUGUUGAAUAAACAAUGUUCUUAAUGAA